Messenger RNA from Penicillium angulare, 789 nucleotides. RefSeq lists its product as uncharacterized. Gene Ontology annotation, cellular component: fungal-type vacuole. Gene Ontology annotation, molecular function: aspartic-type endopeptidase activity. NCBI's taxonomy places the organism in Eukaryota, Fungi, Ascomycota, Eurotiomycetes, Eurotiales, Aspergillaceae. The coding region runs from base 1 to 789 and encodes 262 amino acids. The record is from RefSeq and is a predicted model, not a curated record. Gene Ontology annotation, biological process: proteolysis. The transcript is spliced from 3 exons.
AUGAUCCCUGGAGAGCUUUUGACCAUUUCAUAUGGGGAUGGUGAAUACGAUUCUGGGUACAUAGGCUACGAGAACGUCACCCUGGCCGGUGUCAGCACUCGUGCCACGAAUAAGACGACGCGGAAAAGCAAGGUCUAUGAUCCUAUCUUCAAAUCCGUGUACAAGCAAGGCUUGGUGGACUCAUACUUCAGUCUGGCUAUCUCUGGUAAUCUCUCUGGGGAUGCAGGCUACCUGACUCUUGGCGGUCUACCUCCUAUAGACUUUAACGGGACUUGGGCUAGCACCGAUAUCAUAGUCACAAAUGUCGCCGGCGAUGAAAAGGGAAUGGACUUUUACACUAUCAACAUCGACGAUCUGAAAAUGAACGGCAAAGCGUUGAAGAGCGGUGGUAAGAAUAACCAGUACAUCUUUGACUCUGGAACCACUCUAAACUACCAUACCACUGCUGCUGCCAACGAAUUAUCAAAUGCAUUCCACCCCAAGGCCAAUCGAAAUGACGAUGGCAGAUAUGAGGUUGACUGCAAUGCUAAGGCCCCAAGCCACGAGGUUACAAUCGACGGAACGGCUUUCACUAUCAACCCUCUUGACAUGAUCUUAUACAAUGGCGAGGAUGAUGAUGGCAAUACUAUCUGCCAGACAGGCUUUGUCGAUAACCCGGAGUCGGCAUCGGAGGACGUCUUUAUUCUUGGUGAUACUUUUUUGAAGAAUUUUGUCGCCGCUUUUGAUAUCGGUGCUAGUGAGAUGUCAUUUGAUCCAAAUGAGCAGUACAACAACAAUGACCCUUACUAA